Molecule: messenger RNA, 978 nt
Organism: Polyodon spathula (Mississippi paddlefish)
Lineage: Eukaryota; Metazoa; Chordata; Actinopteri; Acipenseriformes; Polyodontidae
Product: tetratricopeptide repeat protein 39A-like
Exons: 11
Coding region: 1-978 (325 amino acids)
Source: RefSeq, a predicted model, not a curated record
AUGUCUUACCUCUUCAUUUACUUCAACUCCUAUCAACACUGCCGUUGCCAAGUUCCUAGGAGAUCUCAGUGUCUGGAUCACUUUCUCAACAACAAGUUUGAGGAGAGUCUGGAUAAACCGCGAUCCCAGAUUAGUGACAGCAUGUAUCACACGCUCAUCUACGCGACCAUCCUGGAAAUGCGCGCCGUAAUGACCUUCGAGCACGAUGACAUCAUUAACGCCGGCCACACCAUGAAGGGGGCGCAGGCGGUGUGCCAGAGGUUUCGGAAGAUGUUGACGGUGGUUGGCAAGAUGUCCAAACCCACUGGAGAAGGUUUUACAGAAGACGAGCUCCAUGCUGAGACUUGCUAUGCAGAGUGUUUGCUUCAGAGAGCUGCCCUCACUUUCCUGCAGGAUGAAAGUAUGAUGAGUUUUCUCAAAGGAGGGAUGAAAGUGCGCAACAGCUACAUGAUUUACAAAGAGCUCCAUCCGCUCACCCAGGCUCGCGACUUCAGCAAAGGACCGAACCACAGCCACCUGGAAGGGGGGGUGUCGCUGGGGAUCGGUGCCUUCAACCUGACGCUGUCUCUUUUCCCUCCUCGGAUUUUGAAGCUGCUGGAGUUUGCAGGGUUUUCUGGGGACAAGGAGUACGGUCUGGCUCAGCUUCACGAAGGAGCAUCCUCUCUGAACCUGUGCUCUGUGCUGUGUACCACGCUGCUGCUGAGUUACUACACCUUUCUCACCUUCAUCCUGGGGACCGGUGACGAUGACAUCUCUGAUGCAGAGCGCUUAAUCAAGCCAUACCAGAGCCGCUACCCCAAAGCAAGUCAUUAUUAUCAUUUAUUUAUUUAUUUAUCCAGGAUGAAUUACAGGGCAGUGCAGGUUCAAGUUCCCAGCCCCCUUGUGAUCAAUCCCAACACGCCUCUGAUCGAGACUGCAAACCCCCUGUUUGUUAAUCAGCUCCAGCUUGCUUGGGAUGAGAGCAGUUUAAUAGAAUAA